Messenger RNA from Neoarius graeffei (lesser salmon catfish), 3392 nucleotides. RefSeq lists its product as uncharacterized. Lineage: Eukaryota; Metazoa; Chordata; Actinopteri; Siluriformes; Ariidae. The coding region runs from base 552 to 1457 and encodes 301 amino acids. The record is from RefSeq and is a predicted model, not a curated record. The transcript is spliced from 3 exons.
GCGCUGAUCAUCAUCACAGGGGCUGCACAGCCAUUUCACGCAUCAUUGAGCGAACAAACAAACAGAGGUGCGACCAGGCCCGCUUAACGUAACAACCGAACGGCAGAUCAACACAUCCAUGAAGAGACGUACAAGGAAUGUUUUUGCUCUCAUUCCCUCCCCCAAGCAGUAAGGAAGCAGAGCCAAGCUGAGAUUCCUCGGUGUCAGACAUGUGUAUUAGAUUGCAUCCUGAGGCAGUGCACCUGGGUGCUGCUGUUGACACAACUGUCAUCCGUGCUGACAAUAUUUAUGGUCACUUCAGGGUGACCACAGAUGUGUGGACGUCUUCUGCAUUUGUCUGGGAUGUUUAGUUCAUCUGAUUGUGGAGCUGGCAGGACUUUGUCUUGUUCUCCCAGAACAAUACAAUACUCCUAAUACACACAGAAAAACACAGAGACUGGAAGCUUUCUUUUUUUUCUCCUCCUGCAUAAAGACCAUAAGCGGAGGCCAUCCACAUCAGAUCUGCUUUAAUAUCAACAGAUCUUCAAUUAAGGUACGUGAAUCUUUUCAUCAUGGCACACCUUCAGCCUGUUCAGUGUGCUGAGUGCAGGAUGUUUAGUCAUUCUUCCUCUGUUGCUAGCGAUAGCUUUAUUUGUGAUAAGUGCAGAUUAGUUAGCUCUCUGACGGAGAAGAUUAUAGUGUUAGAAGCACGUAUCCAUGCUUUAGAGAAGGUCAAUGAGAAUGAGAACGGUGUAGUUUCUGUAGGGGAAAGUCUGGAUGCCCGAGGUGGAGUUAGCAAUCCCCCAACUCCGGCAUUAGAGCCCUUACAGCGGGGCGAAUGGGUGACGACUCAGCGGCAUAAGCAUAGAGCCAAAGCUACCACUGAGGCUCGCCCACGGGAGCACCACUCCUCUCCGCGUCACGUGUCAAACAGGUUUGCUCUCCUUAGUGAUGCAACCACUGAGAAGCCUGAAAGAGCUCUGGUUAUAGGGGACUCUAUCAUACGGCAUGUGAAAUUAGCUCAGCCUUUAGGGGCACCAGCAGCUUUAGUCAGGUGUAUACUGGGAGCCAGGGUGCCGGACAUAGGAGGUAAUCUUAGGGUCCUAGGCAAGCACAGGUUCUCAAAGAUAGUUAUCCAUGCAGGAGCUAAUGAUAUACGCCUUCGUCAGUCUGAGGUUACUAAGAGUAACUUUGUAGAGGUGUUUAAAUUAGGGAAGGCAAUGUCCGAUGCUGUAGUAUGCUCUGGCCCCAUCCCAAUGCGGCGUGGCAAUGUAGCUUACAGCAGGUUAUGGUCGCUGAACUGCUGGUUGUCCAGGUGGUGCUCUGAAAACAGUGUGGGCUUUAUAGAUAAUUGGGCUAAUUUUGAGGGCACUGCUGGCCUGUUAGGGCGGGACCGUAUCCAUCCCACUCGGGAAGGUGCUGCUCUCAUUUCCUGCAGCAUAGGUCAUAGUCUCAGAACAGGCCUAGUUAAUUUCUGACAAUCCAGAGCCAAGGCCAGGGAGCAGACGAACAGGCUAAACCAACUGUCCACUAACUGCACAGAGUCGUCACUCAGGGUCCACUACAUCGAGACUGUGUCUGUUCCCCGAGCUCAACAAAAAAGUAGAAAUAUUCAGAGAGUUUGUUCCAGUAACCUAAUCAAUAUAAAAUCAGAUUAUACUGACUGUACAGCAGCUGCCAGCACCUUUGAUCUAAAGGUGGGGCUAUUAAAUAUUAGAUCUCUUACAUCUAAAGCGCUAAUGGUUAAUGAACUCAUUACUGAUCAGGAUUUUAAUGUACUUUGUUUAACUGAAACAUGGAUUAAGCCAAAUGAAUAUAUAGCAUUAAAUGGAGCUAGUCCUCCUGGAUACAGUUAUAUACACCAGCCUUGUCUAACUGGCAGAGGAGGAGGCAUUGCGGUUAUUUAUAAUGAUUAUCUAGUGUAACACAAAAACCUAGUUAUAAAUUUAAUACAUUUGAAGUUCUUCAUACUAAUAUAAUGUAUGUAGCCUCAAAAAAUAGGUCUACGCAGUUAAUUCCGUUAUUUAUUAUUUACAGGCCCCCGGGGCUAUAUUCUGAGUUUCUUUCUGAAUUUGCAGAUUUUAUCUCAGGUCUGGUUAUUUCCUUAGACGAAGCUUUAGUUGUCGGAGAUUUUAAUAUUCACUUCGAUAACCCAGAAGACCCUUUGAAAACAGCGUUUGUGUCUAUUUUAGAUUCAGUAGGGAUUAAUCAGAAUGUCAUAGGACCAACCCAUAAUGAUGGUCACACCCUCGAUCUAAAACUAACAUUCAGGUUAAACGUAGAAAAUAUAGUCAUACUUCCACAGUCUGAAGUUAUCUCAGAUCAUUAUCUCAUCUCAUUCAAACUAUGUCUGAGUAAUAAUAUAUGCACCUCACCACGCUACUGUAUUAAAUGUACAUUCACGUCAACUACUGCACAGAGCUUUAUAAAUGAUCUCCCAGAGUUAACUUUGAUUGGGUCACUGUCAGCCCCUGCAGAACUUGACCAGGCAACUGAAUGCUUAGUCAACAUAACGUCUUUUCUUCUCACUUUCCGUUACUGUAGUCAGUCUUUCAUGUUUCAUUCGCAUGCUCACAUCCUCCCCUGCUUGUACUCAGUGCAAUAUGUAUACUGUUCCUACUUACAGUAUUGAGGUGACAUUGGGCAUACCUAACAACCUGUGUUUUCUCUCUCUCUCUCUCUCUCUCUCUCCCCCCCCAAAAUAUGUCCGUCUGAGUUACAUGUUGGUCCUGGGAUCGAGAUGCUGACCUCUUCUGCUCCUCGGACCUGCCUGAUCCAUCCUGGUGCCCUGUGUCUGGUUGGAGUCUCAUCAUAUCACUCCUGUGGAGGAUGGCCCCAUGUGGACAGUUGAAAUUCACACCUGGAGGACGCUCUGGACUCUUAUGGUUUUGUAGUGGAAAACGUGAGCAGUUUUCUCCUCUUCAGAAUGAAGCUGUGUCUUCUUGAUUGAAGUUUAUAUAGGAAGGUCAGUGGUUGCUGCCUCGGGGCCGUGGGAUUCCUUCAGGUGCUAUAUAUCAACCCAGAGCAAUAAAUGCCACUGGCUGUAUUUCUCAGGACAAAGGCAGGUGUCUUCUCAUCUCUGGUAAAGAUGAAUGUGUGGUUCAUGGAUAAGGUGAGUCUCAAAAUCAAUGAAAAAGGGGGAAAGAUAGUAGAAUGCCAUACAUAAUAUACAUGUCUUACAAAGAUGCUUUAAGAUGUGUAGGAUUUAUGUUUCACCUGAGAAGAGGCUCAGUGAUGCAACCUAAUAACUUCCUUAGUAUUAACUCAUCCCCUUUUGUCCAGAUGUGCAAAAGCAAGUGCAUAUCUGCAAUAAGAAUGAUUUUAUUAUUUUUUAAUUUUUUUAUUUUUGUAAAUGUCUGUAUAGCACUUUUAAAGUUUUUAAAUGAUCACACCAUGGGGUGUGCUGUUGUAAG